AUGUCUGUCUCAGCUGUGCAGUCCAGUCUGCACACUGAGGUCCGGGCUCUGCUCAAAGAGAUGAACAGCAGAUGUACUUCACAGAAAGGAUGGAUAAGAUGGAGUCUUGAGAAGAAGCUGGAGGUGGAUCCGUCCUGCAGCGUCUCCCUCAUCUGUGUGCUGGUCAAGGAGCUGGAGAAGAAGCUGAAGAAGAUGCAUAAAACACAAUCCCACGUGCACGUCAUCCCGAUACUGCACACCCUCUACUAUGCAAUCAUUCAGUCAGAUUCCACGAUUCCUCGCAGCCUUUACCAGAGAGUACACGAGUGUUUGAUGAGGCUGCUGAUUUUACCGAGGCCUCACUCUGCUGUGGUCCUGAGCACUCUGAGCAGCGUUCAGACGGAAAUGACCACUCCAGGCUCCUUGCACCAGAGGAGAGUCAUCGCUGAGCAGAACCUGAAGAGUAAGAAUUUCACCCUGCAAGAAAAGGUGUUUGUGCUCGCAGACCCAGAUGUUUUUACUGCACAGCUGGAGGCCACAGUGAGGACGUACCUGGAGGUGUCCGGCCUGUUGAGGGACACACCCACAGCCAUGAAGAAGAAUCUGAUGCUACGAGUGAUGCAGAAGGGUCUGGGGACGGCGUGCAGGAGCUCCACGCUGGCUCAGGCUCUGCAGGCUUUGGACGAUCAGAUGGUGGAGAAACGCUUCGAGGAAGUGGUGCAAGCUGUGGAGCGGAGUGUAAAGCACGGUGCAGGUGGAUGUGCAACGUAUCUGAACGGACUGCAACACAUACAGAGAGACAUGUUAACUGCUGCUACAGAAGGUGUGUGUUCUGCCCGCACCGACGAUUAUCAACAGAGACAUGAAGAAACGUUCCUGCAGGAUCUUUCUCCUCCUUCCUCUGAAGUUACAGAGGAAGACUGUGGCUCCGUGUGCAGCAGGAUGUUGUCAUUUCCACAGAUCAGUUUCCUCCUGUGGACAAACGAAGAGGAUCUAUGGAAUCUGCUGGCAGACUUCUCCCUGAGCUCCGGCUCCAGAUCGAGUGUGGAUGAAGACAAGAAGGACAAAAGAGACGGGUCUGAGGACGGUGGGACCAAGAGACGUCUGAAGGAGAGUGACUUUGGGGACACGCUGCAGCCUCUGGUCAAAAAUCCGUCCAUAGCAAUCUCACGGAGAAAUGCCUGCAAGAAAGGAAACCCAGGAGAUAAGCUGAGACUGAUGAGGGAGAAGAUGGAAAUGCUUCCCGGGAGCCGUCGUGUCCUGAGAGACGACUGCAGGUGCCUCACAGCGCGGGUGGUGGUGAUGGGGGACGACCGAGUGCUCGGACGGCUCAGCAGGGUUCUGCUCUCUAUACGAGAGCGAGAGUCAAAACGUCUCAUUCUGACCAAGAAGCUGAAUCUAGAGUUGUACUACGUCCCCGUUGUCGAUGUGGAGCCUCAGCCCAGAUCACCCGUGAGUGACACCGCCACACCGACGGACUGACUGUCCCUCGCCGGCUUGCUGGGGAGAGUGGAUCCCUGGUACAACAGCAACAUCAACAGUCUGAGAGCCACCAUCUCCAACCUGGCCAGAAAGCACACAAAUCACAGGGAGUCAGAAUCGGACCAAAACCUCUUCCUGUUGGACACCCUGUGUUACUACCUCCGCUGUGGGACGCAGCCAGUGAACCUGCCGAUGUAUUCUGUGAAGAUGACGCGGUGCGGCAGUGACGCGUCCUCUGUGGUGGAGGACGUGUUCGUGUCCCAUCUGGAGGCCGACAUGCUGGAGUUCAGACACCUCAAAGAAAAGUUUCCAAAAGAAUCACUUUGGAAAACACGAGUCAUUAUUAUUAUUAUUAUUAUUUUUUCCCUUUGUGAAGGUGAGGAUUUCCUCUGGGUCAGUUUUGACAACAUUAACCUGGGAGACAACAAAAAAAUCCGAACACAAAACCUCAGAAUCAGGACGAUGGAGGAUCGAACGCUCUGCGUGUGUCUGGACAGAGACUCUCGCAGGACGUACACUGACGUCCAAAGAAUAGACGUCUCUCCGUGCUUGGACCCAGGAUGCAGCCUCCGCUCCAGGUUCAACGUCAGUAACGAGCGAGAGCCGCCGCUGAGCAAGUAUCUGAACAACGUCCUGUCGCUGCCCAUCAACACCUUCAGUGGUGUGACCCC
Messenger RNA from Paralichthys olivaceus (Japanese flounder), 2132 nucleotides. The record is from RefSeq and is a predicted model, not a curated record. Lineage: Eukaryota; Metazoa; Chordata; Actinopteri; Pleuronectiformes; Paralichthyidae.